Messenger RNA from Pangasianodon hypophthalmus (striped catfish), 1902 nucleotides. RefSeq names its product SAM domain, SH3 domain and nuclear localisation signals 1b (gene samsn1b). Lineage: Eukaryota; Metazoa; Chordata; Actinopteri; Siluriformes; Pangasiidae. Bases 149 to 1243 code for a protein of 364 amino acids. The transcript has 8 exons. The record is from RefSeq and is a predicted model, not a curated record. Gene Ontology annotation, molecular function: protein binding.
CACAUCCUGUGUACAGAUGAGGAAGUUGUGGGCUCGGCCCUAUGCGUGUGUGUACAGACAGUGCUUGAGAAGUGUGAGGGUGUGUGGUGUAUUUGGUCAUGCAUAGGAAAAUUUGUUUCUAAAGACAAAUAACGCAUUUUUGAGAGUCAUGCUUCAGAGGAGAGCUUCAAAUGCCUCAGAGAAACCAAGGAAUAAGCCAAAGCGCUCUUAUAGCUUUGGCAGGUUCGACACGUCCAAAAAUCAGUCCAAGCCGGAGGAACAUGAAAGCACUUUGGGACAGGGUGCUGAUGGCGAAUCAGGCGAGGGAGAUCAUAUCAAAGGGGGAUUAGGGAAGAAGAUGAAAGCCAUCUCAAUGACCAUGCGCAAGAAGAUGGGGAAGAAAUAUGCCAGAGCUCUGUCAGAGGAAACGGGGGAAGGUGUAGAUGGAGACCAGGAUGCUGAAGGAGUGGCUAAUGUGAGUGAAGCUCCAGCCAAAGACAGCACAAAGUCCAGUAACUCAGUGGAAAGUCUCUUCAGUCUCCACAGCGCCCAAAGCUCCACCAGUAGUGGCAUCACCAGUGGCUCUGAGGGCUCGUGUAAUAGAGACAGUCUGAGGCUGGAGGAGGAAGUCCCUGACACCAUUCAAUUCUGUGGCAAAGCAAAAGUUCACACCGAUUUCCUCCCGAGCCCAUACGACACAGAGUCUCUAAAACUCAAGGUUGGAGACAUGAUCGACAUCAUCAGUAAGCCCCCCAUGGGCAUAUGGACAGGGAUGCUGAACGGCAAAGUGGGCAGCUUUAAGUUCAUCUAUGUGGACGUCCUGGCUGAGGAGCCUGCUCCAGUGCACAGGAUGGGAAACCACAGGAGAAGCAGAAGACCUCGACCCAAAACGCUCCAGGAGUUCCUUGAGAGAUUGAACCUAGAGGAGUUCAUGUCCUCCCUGUUGCUAAAUGGUUAUCAGACGGUAGAAGAUCUGAAGGAUCUGAAAGAACAGCACUUGAUUGAGCUGAAUGUGACUGAUCCUGAGCACAGACACAAAUUGCUGGCAGCUACCGAGUAUUUACACGACGUGGAGUCUAAUAGUCAGAGAGAAGGGGAAGGUGAGGAAGCUCCCAAAUCUCCGAGCGCAGUGGUGAAAGCUGAGCCGAACAACUGCCCCAGAGACUCUGGCUGCUACAUCGCCUUGGACUGCUCUGACAACAGUAAAGAGGACGCAGAGAGCCACCUACCUGCAUCUCUGUCCCCAUCACCAGCUGAGGUGUAACCGCAGUGUAUUCCUGUGCCUAGUGAAUGUGACCUACAUCUCACAAACAACAUAGCCCUCGUGCAAAUGGGUCAGCGAUCAAUCUGUGUUAAUGUCAGGACCUUACUUUAGUUGUUUUUAGCGUGAAUAUGCAACCUCCGUUCCAUUUUGAGCUGUCAGACAAUUGUGCCAUGAUAUAUAGAAAUACAAUUAUUCAUAUGGAGUGUGUGCGUGUGUGUGUGUGGGGGGAAUUAUUCACAUAGAUCACUCCUUUCAACAUUCAUCUGUGACUGUAAAUCAGAAAGAACAAAAGCACUGUAAAUAUAAUGUAAAUAAUAUGUAAAAGAAAUAUAUUAUGUAUUCAGUGGAUGAAUAAACGUCCUAAAUAAACUUGAUAUAGUUUCUGCAAUCAACGCACCAUGUUUUAAUUAUUGUUAUUAUUUUGUGUGUGUGUUUUAAAUCGUUUCCAUAAAUUGCACACAUGCUCUUUUCUGUGGAAUGGAUCAAUAAUGCUGGUACUUUCAGUUUCAAAAAGUUACACACUGCAGCUUUAAUCUCAAUCUCAAUUACUCCAUUUCACAGUAAAGGGUGAGUGUGCGUGUGUGUGUGUGCUAUAACUAAGUGAUUUUAAAUAAACCUGAUAUAUGUUCUACAUUUAUUGCUUUAUUUUUGGGUGGGCU